AUGCCAGAACGGGAGGAGUCCGCUCGCUCGCUCGCUCAAAGCCCUGCAACUCAAAAGGCCAGGCGUGGCGCGCUGUCCCGUCCCUCCCUUUGGGGUCGCGACGCCUUCCGGGGGAAGCGCCAAAGAUACCACGGUCAAAGAACUCGGGGUUUCCUAGUGAGCCGCCUCGCCCGUGCCUGCCUUAUCUGUGCCCUUUGUCCGGGUCUCGCCGCCGAGGAGUCACUCAGCACCAUGAACAGCUCCGAGGCAGUCUUCUUCGCGGGCGGCGGCGCAGAGAGUCCCGUGGCGCUCCUCCCGUGGUUCCUGGCCGGGGUCUGCCUGGUGAGCUUGGCCGGGAACCUCCUCCUGCUGGUGGUCCUCGUCCACCAGCUCCGGCGAGGGGCCACCUGCGCCGCCAACGCCUUGGUCCUCAACCUCUGCUCAGCGGACCUGCUCCUGGGCGUCUACUGCCUCCCCACUCGCAUCAUCGCCUACUCCCGGCGCUCCUGGGUCCUGGACGGCUUCGUCUGCAAGACGGCGGACUGGCUCCUGCACGGCUGCUUGGUGGCCAAGAGCCUCACCUGGGCGGCGGUGGGGCACGCCCGGCGCAAGCAGGUGGCUUCCUCCUCCUCCUCCUCUCCCCAGUGCCUGAGCUUGAGCUGGCCGCGCCUGGCGGGACUCCUGGCGGCGGCGUGGCUGGCGGCCUUGCUGCUGCCCCUCCCGCACCUGCUCUUCGCCCGCCUGGAGGUCGGCGGCGCCGGGAGCGAGCUCCUCUCCUGCGUCUUCCGGAGCCCGCCCUACGCUUCCAACUUCAUGGCCGUUUUCAGCAAGGUCUACCCUCUGGUCGCCUGCCUGGCGCCCGCGGGCUUCGCCGGCUCCUGCUACUGGAGGUCCCUGCGGGGCCAGAGAGGGCGAAGGAACCGCCUGGCCAGGCCCAGCAGUCCCCAAAGCAAGAGGGCGACCUGGGUGCUGCUGGGCCUCACCCUCCUCUUCCAGGCCACGUGGCUGCCCGAGUGGGUGGUGUGGCUGUGGGAGAGGCACAGCCAAGGGAGCCCCUGGCCUCCGCCUGCCUUGGUCUUCGCCGCCGAGGCGCUGGUCUUCCUCGACGGCUCCCUCAGCCCCGCCGUCUUCCUGGCCGCCUCGGGGGACCUUCGCGACGGGUUGAGGAGCCUCUGGAAGAAGCUCAGCUGCAGCGAGGGCGGCGUGGAAGAAGAAGGAGCCGGGCGGCCCGCGGGGGCGAAGCCCGGCGGGGAGGUGCAAGAGGACCGGGACGGGGCGGCGGCGGCGGUGGAGAAAGUUCUGCCUGACGUGGAGCACUUUUGGAAGGACCGGCGGAACACCAGCGCCGGGGAGGAGAGCGACCCGAUCCCCUGGGAACAUCAGAGUGAGCCCUGA
Rhineura floridana is the source of this 1374-nucleotide messenger RNA. Its product is annotated as G-protein coupled receptor 151 protein-like. Lineage: Eukaryota; Metazoa; Chordata; Lepidosauria; Squamata; Rhineuridae. The record is from RefSeq and is a predicted model, not a curated record. Bases 1 to 1374 code for a protein of 457 amino acids. Gene Ontology annotation, molecular function: G protein-coupled receptor activity. The transcript is spliced from 3 exons. Gene Ontology annotation, cellular component: membrane. Gene Ontology annotation, biological process: G protein-coupled receptor signaling pathway.